This is a messenger RNA of Salpingoeca rosetta, 1149 nucleotides long. RefSeq lists its product as uncharacterized. Bases 71 to 808 code for a protein of 245 amino acids. Gene Ontology annotation, molecular function: RNA binding. Gene Ontology annotation, biological process: tRNA 5'-leader removal. Gene Ontology annotation, cellular component: ribonuclease MRP complex. The record is from RefSeq and is a predicted model, not a curated record. The transcript is spliced from 4 exons. NCBI's taxonomy places the organism in Eukaryota, Choanoflagellata, Craspedida, Salpingoecidae.
CGCGCCAUCAUCGCCGUUGCUGGUGUACAGAAAUAUCGCUGAAAAUAUCCACCAAUCGCCAAGACUUGCCAUGGAUCGUUACGAGAAGGUGCAAACGGAGGAGUCCGACGAUGUGGUGGACAAGGACGUGUUCACCUUCAUUACAAAGAGCGGCAGCUCCAUCCAGCCUGCCGUUGCAUUGCUGGAGCAGAAGUUGAUGCAGGACGGCAAGGUGGUGGUCUUGGGCACGGGCCAUGCCACCACCAAGGCGGUCUCCAUUGCGGAGAUUCUCAAGCGCGCCAUGACGCAGCAGCCAUUUGAUCUUGCGCAGCAAACCGACAUCUUCCACUCGAGGGUCAAAGAGACCUGGGCCCCCAAGCCAGACGAGCCAGAGCCGCUGGACAAAAUUGAGGUCCUACGGAAAGUGCCUGCAAUCCGAAUCACGUUUGAUGGAAGGGCGAUAUCACCAGAGGAGCACCAGCAGCAGCAGCAACACAGGCAGCAGCAGCAACCAAAGGCGCAAAAGCAGCCGCAACAACAGCAACAGAGGAAGAAACAGCAACAGAAGAAGGGUGGAGGCAAGCGUGGCGCCGACACGCAGCAAGGUCAACAACAACAGCAGCAACAGCAGCAGAAGGAAGGAGCUGAGUCUGGUGGUGGUGCACACGGUAAAGGAGGAUCAAAAGGCGGAAAGAGGAAAGGCCAGAGGCGGGGACAACAACAACAACAGCAGCAGCAGCAGCACCAACAGCGCAAGCAGCAGGGGCAGCAGGGUACACAGGCGUCGAGGUCAUCGCAGCCCAAAGCACCACGGACCGCAGAUCCAUAGCACAGCUGUGUGUGUGUGUGUGUGUGUGUGUGUGUGUGUGUGUGUGUGUGUGUGUGUGUGUGUGUGCACCGUGUUUUGCCUGCCAUUCUCUGCAAACCCUCGCCCUCCCUUCCUUCUUUGUUGCUGACCUUUCUGUGUUUGUGAAUAUGGGCUUGCUUCGCACUGUUCGUUUGCGGCGGGGUUUUGCGUGAGCUCACAGAGCAUGAGUCAGAGUUGUAAUGUAACAGCACUGCGCUGCUGCCACCAUGAAUACAUGUGGACACGCACAGCGUGUCGAUGUGAAGCAGCCCCAAGCAUCAUCGCACCAGUGUAACCAACACAAUAUAUACCGCUAUCGCGCA